AUGUGGUCGUCCCAUGUAUUUUUGGUGACUCUGAAUUCCAAGAUUGCGGAGCCCGACGACGACGUCGGAAAUGUGACCAACGAAUUUGACACAUUGAAGAAAUCGUCCGGGGUUGGACGAACGUUGGACAGCAGGAUCGGUGGAAGAAUGUCGCCGAGCUACUGCAAGAUUGGCAGCUGCGACGCGAUAACCUGCUCGUCUAUCCCAAACGGAGCUAAUUCUGGAGCACUGGUGUCGAGCUUCAUCGAGAACGACUUCAAGGCUAACUGCAAGGACGAGAGUUCCGUGAAGUUGUCAUUCGACAACUGCAAAUUCCCCGAGGACACGCUUCGAAGGAACUGGCUGAGCACCAACUUGUCGAUCGAAAGGUUAGCUUUCAGCCACUGCUCCCUCAGCGAAAUAGAAGAUGACGCGUUUUCCUCGCCCAUUUACCAAGCGACGAAGAACCUCAUCCUGGUCAACAACAAACUCGUCUCUUUGCGCAGAGCGAUGUUUCGUCACCUUGAAGCGUUGGAAGAGUUGAGUAUCCAAGAGAACAUCGUGAAGUCGGCCGAACUGAAUCUGCUCGAAGACGUGGCGGGUUCUUUGACCAUCCUGGAUCUGAACCACGUUAUCCAGGAUCGAGAGGUACUUCGGAACGUAACUGGCGGAAACACCUUGUCGAAACUUCGAAUACUGUGUCUAUCGGGAAACAGCAUAUCUAUGAUCGAUGCUAGCUUGUUUGUCGGGGUACCGAUGGUGAUAUCGGUCUACCUGCACGACUCGAAUAUCGCGACAGUGUCGCAGAAUGCUCUAGACCCGAUGGCUUCAUCCAUACAGCAAAUGACGCUGUAUAAGAACCGCAUCGCUUCUCUACCAGAGGGUCUGCUAGACUCCGUGAUGAGAUCUAAUCAGCCCUUCCGAUUGCACAUACACGACAAUCCUUGGUACUGCGACUGCAGCUUGAAAUGGUUUCAGGAGCUCAUCCUGUCUUCGAAUAUAGUGGCAACUAUUCCUACCUGUGAAUCGCCUCAAACGAACGCUGGAAAACUCUUCACGACCGCGGAGUUCUGCCCCCAGUCAACCUCCACGGAACUUUCCACCUCGAUCAAAACUACCAACGACGAUUGGACAUCAACCAGCCAGACCUUGCCUAGUACCACCACCAAAAACUUCUGUAACCUGACUAUACUGCAAACCGCGAAUUCGCGUAAAUUAUUAUCAACCGAAAUGCUGCAGGUCCCAUCGAGGUUUCCCAAUUUCUACGUUUCCAAGACCUUCGACAGUAGCAUUCUGGUGAACCUGCCGAGCCUGAAGGACGGAGUCACGCUGCUCUGGUUCGACAACAAAGACGUCGACAGUUCGCUCCGCUGUGCGCGAAACGUGAAGCACUCUUAUCUGGUAAAGAAUAUCGAUCCGCAGACAACGUACACGAUCUGUUUGGUCGACGAUAACGGGUACACGGUGUCCCCGUUGAACUGUUUGGCCGUGGCUACCAAACCCACUUACAAGUUCAGAACCUGGCUGACGAACGCUGACAAAAGCUUGGUCCUGCCGUUACUGAUUUCGUUGCUGGUCCUGUUGUUCCUCGUCGGCGGUGUGCUCUCGUUCCUGCUGAUAAGGAGACACCCGUCGCUGCUACGCGGAAACAAACGCGUGAUCCUGGUGAAGCAGCGUAGCGUGGACGCCAUUGUGCUUCCGAAGGGAGUCGACAUAGACGAGAAGGAGCAGAGGCAAGCGAACACGGCCUGUUAUAUCGGCAGGUCGCCAGAGGAUGGCUACGUUACGCCUUUGCCCCCGAUCAGAGUCUGGCCACCGAGUAGAUCCAGCACGAGCAUGCAGAGCGACGGGAUUAGUUACGUGUCCAACGUGGAGCCGACGGAGUCUCAGCUAGAUUCCUGGAGGCUAAGCAGAAUGAAGAGCGAACUGGAGAAGGGGAAAUUAGUCGCUCCACCGUUACCACCUCAUCCCUGUCACUCGAUCCCUUCGGUGUCCAAAGCGGUGGACGCGAAGGACGACCGCGAAUAUCAGGCAAUCACCGUCUAA
This is a messenger RNA of Eufriesea mexicana, 2025 nucleotides long. RefSeq names its product leucine-rich repeat transmembrane protein FLRT1. The record is from RefSeq and is a predicted model, not a curated record. NCBI's taxonomy places the organism in Eukaryota, Metazoa, Arthropoda, Insecta, Hymenoptera, Apidae. Gene Ontology annotation, cellular component: plasma membrane. Bases 1 to 2025 code for a protein of 674 amino acids. The transcript has 3 exons.